GGGCGGGGGCCGGCGCGCGCCGAACUCCCCGGGCCGACUUCCGGCGGGUGCGUUGCUGGAGCAGCGUGGCGCGGCUUUUGCAGGUCUCAUUUUGCUUCUGAAUUCCUGCUUCGCAGGAAGCAAUGGCAGCCCGAGUUCUCGUGAUUGGCAGUGGAGGGAGGGAGCAUGCCCUGGCCUGGAAACUUGCACAGUCUCAUCAUGUCAAACAAGUGUUGGUUGCCCCAGGAAAUGCAGGCACUGCCUGUUCUGGAAAGAUCGUAAAUGCUGCUGUCUCCAUUGAUGAUCACACUGUCCUUGCUCAGUUCUGCAAAGAUGAAAAGAUUGAAUUCGUGGUUGUUGGGCCAGAGGCCCCUCUGGCUGCAGGGAUUGUUGGGGACCUGACCCGAGCAGGAGUACGAUGCUUUGGCCCCACAGCCCAAGCAGCUCAGUUAGAGUCCAGUAAAAAGUUUGCCAAAGAGUUUAUGGACCGACAUGGAAUCCCGACUGCACAGUGGAGAGCAUUCACCACACCUGAAGAUGCCUGCAGCUUCAUUAUGAGCGCCAACUUUCCUGCUUUGGUUGUGAAGGCCAGUGGCCUUGCUGCUGGGAAAGGGGUGAUUGUUGCAAAGAGCAAAGAGGAGGCCUGCAGAGCCGUGCAGGAGAUCAUGCAAGAAAAGUCUUUUGGAGCAGCUGGAGAAACGGUUGUCGUGGAAGAGUGUCUGGACGGGGAAGAAGUGUCUUGUCUGUGUUUCACUGAUGGGAAGACAGUGGCCCCAAUGCCCCCAGCACAGGACCACAAACGAUUGCUGGAUGGAGACCAGGGCCCCAACACAGGGGGGAUGGGAGCCUAUUGCCCAGCACCUCAGGUUCCUAAAGAUUUGUUACUGAAAAUUAAAAACACUAUUCUUCAGAGAACCGUAGAUGGCAUGCAGCAGGAAGGUGUUCCUUACACAGGAAUUCUCUAUGCUGGUAUCAUGCUGACCAAAGAUGGCCCAAAAGUUUUGGAGUUUAAUUGCCGUUUUGGUGAUCCAGAAUGCCAAGUAAUCCUCCCGCUUCUUAAAAGUGACCUUUAUGAAGUGAUUCAGUCCACCUUAGAUGGCCUGCUGAAUACAUCUCUGCCUGUUUGGCUAGAAAACCAUACUGCCAUAACUGUUGUCAUGGCCAGUAAAGGGUAUCCUGGAGCCUAUACCAAGGGUGUGGAGAUCACAGGGUUUCCUGAGGCCCAGGCUUUAGGACUCCAGGUAUUCCACGCGGGCACUGCUCUUAAAGAUGGCAGAGUAGUGACCAGCGGAGGCAGAGUCCUCACGGUAACAGCCGUCCAGGAAAAUCUGGUGUCAGCCCUUGAAGAAGCCAGGAAAGGACUCGCCGCUAUAAAGUUUGAGGGAGCAGUUUAUAGGAAGGACAUUGGCUUCCGUGCUGUGGCCUUCCUCCAGCAGCCCAGGGGCCUGACUUACAAGGAAUCUGGGGUAGACAUUGCAGCCGGAAAUAUGCUGGUUAAGAAAAUUCAGCCUUUAGCAAAAGCCACCUCCAGACCAGGCUGCAGCGUUGACCUUGGAGGCUUUGCCGGUCUUUUUGAUUUGAAAGCAGCUGGUUUCAAAGAUCCUCUUCUGGCCUCUGGAACAGAUGGUGUUGGGACUAAACUGAAGAUUGCCCAACUGUGCAGUAAGCACGACACCAUUGGUCAGGAUUUGGUCGCCAUGUGUGUCAACGACAUCCUAGCCCAAGGAGCAGAGUCCCUCUUCUUCUUAGACUACUUUGCCUGUGGAAAGCUUGACCUCAAAACGACUGAAGCUGUAGUUGCUGGAAUUGCUGAAGCUUGUGGACAAGCUGGCUGUGCUCUCCUGGGUGGGGAGACCGCGGAGAUGCCCGACAUGUACCCCCCUGGCGAAUAUGACCUCGCCGGGUUUGCUGUGGGCGCUAUGGAGAGGGACCAGAAACUCCCUCAGCUGGAAAGGAUCGCCGAAGGGGAUGUUGUUGUUGGAGUAGCUUCCUCUGGGCUUCACAGCAACGGCUUUAGCCUUGUGAGGAAGAUUGUGGAGAGGUCUUCUCUCCAGUACUCCUCUCCAGCGCCUGAUGGCUGUGGUGAUCAGACUCUAGGGGACCUGCUUCUAACCCCAACCAGGAUCUACAGCCGUUCGCUGCUGCCUGUCAUCCGUUCUGGCCAUGUCAAAGCCUUGGCUCACAUUACUGGAGGGGGGUUGCUGGAGAACAUCCCCCGAGUCCUGCCUCAGAAGCUUGGAGUAGAUUUAGAUGCUUGCACCUGGAAGAUCCCCAAGGUCUUCUCGUGGUUACAGCAGGAAGGACAGCUCUCUGAAGAGGAAAUGGCCAGAACCUUCAACUGUGGGGUUGGAGCUGCCCUGGUGGUGUCUAAGGACCAGGCAGACCAGAUUCUGCACGACAUUCGGCAGCGCCAGGAGGAAGCCUGGGUGAUAGGCAGUGUCGUGGCAUGUCCUGAAGAUUCCCCUCGUGUCAGAAUCAAGAAUCUGAUCGAAACCAUGCAAAUAAAUGGGUCAAAGAUGACAAAUGGCUUCCAGAGAAGUAAUUUCCCUGCCCACCACAAGAAGGCAAGAGUGGCUGUCUUAAUAUCUGGAACAGGAUCGAACCUCCAAGCACUCAUAGACAGCACCCGGGAUCCAAAGAGCGCCACACACAUUGUCGUUGUCAUCUCCAACAAGGCUGGGGUCGCGGGCUUAGACAAAGCCCAGAAGGCUGGCGUUCCCACCAGAGUAAUUAACCAUAAACUAUAUAAAAGUCGGAUUGAAUUUGACAAUGCUGUUGACCACGUCCUGGAAGAGUUCUCUGUAGACAUAGUCUGUCUCGCGGGAUUCAUGAGGAUUCUCUCUGGCCCUUUUGUCAAAAAAUGGGAUGGGAAAAUGCUCAACAUCCACCCAUCCUUGCUGCCUUCUUUCAAGGGUUCAAACGCUCACGAGCAAGUCCUGGAAGCUGGAGUCAUGAUUACCGGGUGUACCGUACACUUUGUAGCUGAAGAUGUAGAUGCGGGACAGAUCAUCCUACAAGAAGCCGUCCCUGUGAAGAGGGGCGACACCGUUGCGACCUUGUCUGAAAGAGUUAAAGUGGCAGAACAUAAGAUCUUCCCUGCAGCCCUCCAGCUGGUGGCCAGCGGGGCUGUGCGUCUGGGGGACGAUGGCAAGAUCCACUGGACCAGAGAGCAGUGAGGCCUGACUCCAGAGGACGGCUGUUUGCUGGGUGCCUUCCGUCUUUUCAUGGUGGUCUUGGCCCAGACUAAAAUAGCUGCUAACAGAAGACUGUAUCCACCAGGCGGUGGAGACACACGCCUUUUAUCCCAGCACUUGGGAGGUAGAGCCAGGCGGAUCUCUGUGAGUUUGAGGCCAGCCUGG
This is a messenger RNA of Peromyscus leucopus (white-footed mouse), 3338 nucleotides long. It is a transcript of the gene Gart, whose product is annotated as phosphoribosylglycinamide formyltransferase, phosphoribosylglycinamide synthetase, phosphoribosylaminoimidazole synthetase. Gene Ontology annotation, cellular component: cytosol. Gene Ontology annotation, molecular function: phosphoribosylglycinamide formyltransferase activity; phosphoribosylamine-glycine ligase activity; ATP binding. The record is from RefSeq and is a predicted model, not a curated record. The coding region runs from base 123 to 3155 and encodes 1010 amino acids. Gene Ontology annotation, biological process: adenine biosynthetic process; 'de novo' IMP biosynthetic process. NCBI's taxonomy places the organism in Eukaryota, Metazoa, Chordata, Mammalia, Rodentia, Cricetidae. The transcript has 22 exons.